Messenger RNA from Esox lucius (northern pike), 5118 nucleotides. RefSeq lists its product as uncharacterized. Bases 689 to 2008 code for a protein of 439 amino acids. The record is from RefSeq and is a predicted model, not a curated record. Gene Ontology annotation, biological process: positive regulation of autophagy; axon extension; autophagosome organization. Gene Ontology annotation, molecular function: ATP binding; protein serine/threonine kinase activity. The transcript has 4 exons. NCBI's taxonomy places the organism in Eukaryota, Metazoa, Chordata, Actinopteri, Esociformes, Esocidae. Gene Ontology annotation, cellular component: cytoplasm; autophagosome.
AAUUUAGCCAGAGCAUUAUACAUUUUCUGAGGCAUCCUAGCGAACUAGCUGCAAGCUAACCAGUCAGCUGUAAUUGUAGACUAAAGAAUUACCCCGAGCUAAGAAGCACGCUCAGUGGUUGCCAAGGCAAGCGAUUUAAAUGUUCAGUGCUAAGGCUAGCUAACGUCUGACGAUUAUUACGAAAUGUGGAAGUCAGUUGAAAGACAACACUGUGGUAUGUUAAACAAAGUAGCUACCAGUUUCAGUGGUAGUGUAUAAUCAAUACGUCGGAAGCUAUAAGUAUAGAAGUAAUGGCGUUAAUAAUAUUAAAUCAGAUUUCCAAUGUUAACUAGGGUCGCGGGGCAAACACAUUUUUUUAGGAGUUCUCGAUAUCUGUUGACGAUAAGUGUAUUUUCAAGCUUCCGGGUUGAACAUUUCUAAAAACAUGUAAACUGUAUAUGUAUUUUUUUUUUCCCCACACCCCAACAUAGAAAGCUAUAGACUGAAAGUAUACUGCUUGUCCUAUCAUGUGCGUUACAUUGUCAUCUUAGGCAGUUGUCGGAAACGUUAUCAUUGUUACACCAAACAAAUAACUCGAUAGAAGGCGUAAUCGAAGCUUAGUGACCUUUUAAAGACAACAGAAAAGAGUAACCUCAGACAUUCUCAAGAAGACCCCGAACAAUCGGAUUUAUAUUACUGAGCCCCGCAGAUGGAGGAGUUGUACACCCUCGCGAGGGAGGUGGGACGGGGCAGUUACGGGGUGGUCUUUGAGGGCCACAUGGCCAAGACAGGUCAGCGUGUGGCCAUCAAACGUCUGCCCUGCAUCAGCCCUGAAUGCAUUGAGCUCUACCUUCAAGAGCUGUGGGUCAUGAGAGCCACGGCCAAGAACAACCCCAACGUGAUUGCCCUCCACGACUGCCUGCUGCAGACCGGGUCCAGGACGUUGGAGCCCCUGCGGUCGGGCAGGCUUCCCCUGGACCUGGUGGAGAGCGCCCUGAAGGGCAUUGUGGUAUGCACCGAGUCCCAGACAGGGCAGGAGGACAGGACCCGGUCGGACACCCACCUGUCUAGGAGGAAAAAAAACAGGACUGACCUGGGUGGUCUCUUCGGGUCCAGGACCAAGAGUAGGUUGAGGACUAAAUCUGAGUCUGACGUCUUCAGGUGUGAACGUCAGGAAAUUACUAACUCAGGUCUAUCCAGGUCUAAAAUCAAUGAGAGAACUCACUCGGAGAUAUCAAAAACCCCAAUGAGGACGAAUUCUGGCCUCUCCCGGCUCAGGAAGAGGCCAGAGGCCGGGCUCCAGGGGGAGGAGGAGAACCGUGUUCCCCGGCGCUGCUGCGCCCUGUGGCUGGUGAUGGAGUACUGUGACGGGGGGGAUUUGAACCACUACCUGCUGUCCCGACCUCCUGACAGCCAGAGGAACAACAGCGUGGUCCAGCAGCUGAGCUCAGCCAUCGCCUUCCUGCACCGCCUCCGCAUCGUUCACAGAGACCUGAAGCCAGACAACGUCCUGGUCUCACUGGCCCCCAGUGGGCCCCUGGUCAAGGUGGCUGACUUCGGCCUGAGUAAGAUGUGUGUUGUGGGGGGUCUUGGGGCAAGAGGGGAUGACAGUCUGACCCGGCAGCACUUCUCCUCCACGUGUGGCUCUGACUUCUACAUGGCUCCAGAGGUAUGGGGCGGCCUCAGCUAUACUGCUCAGGCGGAUAUCUUCUCUCUGGGGGUGAUGUUUUGGGCUGUCCUGGAGAGAAUCACUUUCCUGGAGGAGGGUUCCACAGAGGAACAACUUGGUGCGUACGUGUGCAGAGGCCGCUGGCUGAUGCCCCUGGGCGAGGCCCUGUGGGAGAACCCCGACCUGCAGGUGUCUGUCCCCAUGAAGGCCCGCCGGGCCCCGCCUCUACCGCCCCCCCCCGGCCAGGCCCUCUGCACCCUCCUGCUGGACAUGUUGGCCUCUGACCCCGACGCCCGUCCCACCGCCGCGCAGCUUGAGUGCCGGGUCCGCGUCGCCAUGGAGGAGGAUGCGGCGCAGUGACGCCAACCGAGGUGUUCCUGGCGACGCCCUGUUGCCCUGCCCGGUGCGCCCCUUUGGGACCAGGGCCCAGCCGUCACGUGGGCAGCGGGCCACCUGGGUGCCCCCGGGUCCAGACCUUCCUCCAGUGGGCCAUCUGUCGGGUCGCUCCUACUCACACUCUCCCCGCCCCCCCCCACCGGAAACACCAACGUCCGACCCUCCCUUUGUUUCAUGUUUGGUUUCAGUUGUUUUGUUUUGACACAGUUUUCGUUUUCAACAUUGUAAAGCAACUUUGGGUCUUUUAAAUGUACUUGGUAUGGCAUGUGUUACUAGUAACAAUACUAAUUGUAGUUAUAUAGAGAUCUUCGAGGACCCAAUGUGGCUUUACAAACUAGCAAACGGACAAAAGACAGGAGUCAUAGCAAAAGCAAAUACAAUAAUGUGCAAAAGUCUUAGGUACUUAAGUUAAACUAAAGCCAUUUGGGUAGUGAGUGUUUGUAAAAAAAAAUAUAUAUAUAUAUAUUUACUACACAAAUAAAUGGCUUUAGUUUGCUUUCAGAUGCCUAAAUCUUUUGCACAUAUACUGUAUGUAUAUUUUAUUGUAAUUGUGGGGCUGUUAAUUAUAUUGGGAACAGGGAGCUGUAUAAUGAAGGUCUAAUGUAUAUCCAGAGGUGCUGAGGCGUCCUGUACUGUUCAGGCUAAUAGCUUUGUCUUUGUCCAUGAGGACCAAAUGCCCACCACUGUGGCUAGAUGUUGCCAGAAGCCUGCUAACCAAAUGAUGCUACCUGUCUUCUGAAAAUAUGGUCUGUAUAAUCUUCAGUCCUCUCUGGGAAUUGAACACGCUGCCUUGGUGAUCAGCGCUCUAGCGAUCUAAUGCUUUAUUGACUGUUAGACAGGCAACCCGGUCCUGUUAUUUUCCUAAAUUACUGUUAAACGGUCUGUGGCCAAAAGGCAAAACUUUUCAAGUCAGAUAUUUUUCAGUGCGGCUCAUUUGAGUUGUGGAGAAGGACAGAUUGGGAUGCAUGUGUGAAUGCAGCCUGAGCUCUUUUGGUGGGCUUGUGUACCCAGUGCCUCCAGUCGGUCACGUGGUUUCACCGUUUGGCAUGCUAGACUGUAACCUGACCUAGUGUUGCGAAAUGAUCCGAAUUCACAAAAAAUAUUUAAUUCAACCGUUUAAUUAUUUAUGGAAUCUACUUGAAGUGUUGUAGCUACCGCUGCUUGAAGCUUCUACCUGUAGCUGCUGUGCGUUGACACGCUUGAAAUGUGACGUUUUCCUUCAAGGGAUUGUGAUUUAAUGAGUGCAUAUUUAUCUUGUUUUGGUCUGUCAAAUCAACCGUUCUCAGUAUAUUAUUGCCUUUGGAAUGUUGCAGAGUCUUUGGCGGUCGAACAAGAGAUUAGUAAAUGUGCCCCCUCCCCCGUAUGAGUUUAGAUGGAGUAUAUUUGGUGACACUUUGUGUCUCUUUGUAAACUCUUGUUGCUGAGCAACCCAGACAGAGUGUUGAGCGAGGUAUCAUUUGGGUCCAUCGAGUCCAUCAAUACGUUCAUGAUGCUGCCCAAUGCGGCCAAUCGGAGAGAGACAAUGUGUCACCCCAUCAGAUAAUAUCACCCGUUUACACUAAUCCUAGACCUCCCUCUCUUCCGAUAUGAACGAAGCUCUGUUGUGUCUGGCCUCGAAAUGCUGCCGAAGUUUGAUAGGAAAAAGAAACGUGUGUGUGUGUGUGUGAGUGACUUUCCGAUGUACUGAGUCAGUCCAUUGGCUGCGUUUGAAAGAGGACAUUUGGGUCUGACAUUUUGAUUGUUCUGUAUUAUAAAGUUAAUUUGUUUUGAGAUGAUUUUUUUUUAUUAAUAGUUUACCAGUGUUGUGAACCUCGAGGACAGCGAUUAGAUAAAAAGCUUAAAGAACAAAAUGGUGGCAUUUACAGUAAAGCAUUGUCAAAAAUCCCAUAUUAAAUGGUAACAUCUGUUAUACAAACAUACUUUACCAUUAGUUUUAUAUAGCUCGCAACCAUCUGUGUCAUGAUAGCAAAUAGAUAAGCUUGCAAAUUUGAGUGUUAAGUGCUGUUCAUAAAGCAAUGACAAAAUUAAAAAGGGCAAUUCCAAAGAAAUGAAAAUGGGUAAUGAAGUCACUAGUAGCAUGUUGCUCAGUCUCACGCUGUUUUAUUGCCAGACUCCUGGUGUUAAAUGGUUUUCCCUGAGGAUUCACACUGUGUACUUGAGACAACUGUCACGUCCCAAAUGGCACCUUAUUCCCUAUAUAGUUCACUGCUCAUGACCAGAGCCCUCUGAGAUCUGGUCGAAUGUACGGUACCACAUAGGCCGUAGGGUUCUGUUUGGAAUCAUGGAUGAGGACGGAGAGGUGAUUAACCCGUGGUGAUAAAACAGAAUAUCUCGACAUCUCCAAACGAGGCACCUCCACACAGAUUGAGCGAGCGCUCGCCACGUCUCGCAUCCAACGACACAGUUCCCUCCUUACCACAGGCCUUAGAUAAUAGUGUUUCUCCAUAGGAAAUAGAGCUCCAUUCGGGACGUAGCCUAUGAAAUCUCUUCCAGCCGGAGAUGCUGGGCCUUCCCUUCAUACUUGGCCGUCCGCUAAAUAAAACCCACAGACAUCUAUUUCCGAACGGUGUCCAUCUUAUCUCCGGUUCAUCUUCCUGUGGAUGGGAAACCUAAUGGAAGAGCAGCGGUCUGUUGUGGCGUGCUGGCACAGCAGACGGGUUACCGUCCAAGCAUCCCAACCAAGGUCGCUAUCUCCUCUAGGUGGUGAGACGUAGCAAAUGGGAUAUUAAUAUGAAUUGGGUACCGGUCUGAUUUCCUCCAGAACAUUAUAGUUUCUCACUCUGUUACACAUGGAGAUGAGCCUGAACAAAAUCGGAUGGGAUCUUGAGUAAGCUGACUGGUGUGUGGUGUUUUACCUGACUGUUUUCCAUAGCGGUGAAAUGUAAGUUUGGACUCGAGGCUUCCAUUCUGCUGUCCAGAUCUAUUGCCUUCUGGAUAGAUUCACAUUUGCUGAAGAGAUCUUUGUGAACGUGUGGAGAAUGCAGUGGAGGAUGUAAUUGACACAUGGGAAUUGUAUGGGGAUGGGGAAAGUCUUCUUAGAUUUCACCGAUAAUAGCAGAGAAAGAUGGGUGUGC